AUGGCAGAAAAGGCUCCCCCGGGGUUAAACAGGAAGACUUCAAGGUCAACACUCUCUCUUCCACCAGAACCUGUGGACAUUGUCCGGAGCAAAACGUGUUCACGGAGAGUCAAAAUCAAUGUGGGGGGCCUGAACCACGAGGUCCUGUGGAGAACGUUGGACCGACUGCCCAGGACACGCCUGGGGAAGCUGCGAGACUGCAACACGCACGAGAGCCUCCUGGAGGUGUGCGAUGACUACAACCUGAACGAAAAUGAGUACUUCUUUGAUCGGCAUCCAGGCGCCUUCACUUCCAUUUUGAAUUUCUACCGGACAGGGAAACUCCAUAUGAUGGAAGAAAUGUGUGCUCUCUCCUUCGGCCAGGAGCUAGAUUACUGGGGCAUUGAUGAGAUCUACCUGGAGUCCUGUUGCCAAGCCAGGUAUCACCAAAAGAAAGAGCAAAUGAAUGAAGAACUGAGGCGUGAGGCAGAGACCAUGCGAGAGCGGGAGGGAGAAGAAUUCGAUAACACCUGCUGCCCCGAGAAAAGGAAGAAGCUGUGGGACUUGCUGGAGAAACCCAACUCCUCGGUGGCUGCAAAGAUCUUGGCCAUUGUGUCCAUCCUGUUCAUCGUACUCUCCACCAUUGCUCUGUCUCUCAACACCCUCCCGGAGCUUCAGGAGACGGAUGAAUUUGGACAGGCCAGCGACAACCCCCAGUUGGCACACGUGGAGGCGGUGUGCAUUGCUUGGUUUACCAUGGAGUACCUCUUACGCUUCCUCUCCUCGCCAAACAAGUGGAAGUUCUUUAAAGGCCCACUCAACGUCAUUGACUUGCUGGCCAUCUUGCCCUAUUAUGUCACCAUCUUCCUCACAGAGUCCAACAAGAGCGUGCUGCAGUUCCAGAAUGUGCGGCGCGUGGUCCAGAUCUUCCGCAUCAUGCGGAUCCUCAGGAUCCUGAAGCUCGCCAGGCACUCCACAGGCCUGCAGUCUCUGGGUUUCACCCUCAGACGGAGUUACAACGAGUUGGGUUUAUUGAUAUUGUUUCUGGCCAUGGGGAUCAUGAUCUUCUCCAGCCUGGUGUUUUUUGCGGAGAAGGAUGAAGAUGCCACCAAGUUCACCAGUAUCCCAGCAUCCUUCUGGUGGGCCACCAUCACCAUGACCACUGUAGGCUACGGUGACAUCUACCCAAAAACAUUGCUGGGGAAGAUCGUGGGCGGCCUCUGCUGCAUUGCCGGGGUUCUGGUGAUUGCCCUCCCCAUCCCAAUCAUUGUGAACAAUUUUUCUGAGUUUUACAAGGAGCAAAAACGCCAGGAGAAGGCCGUGAAAAGGAGAGAGGCUCUCGAGCGGGCCAAAAGGAAUGGAAGCAUCGUCUCUAUGAACUUAAAAGACGCCUUCGCUCGAAGUAUGGAGCUGAUCGACGUGGCUGUGGAGAAGACAGGAGAGCCGGCCAAGACAAAGGACCCCACCGACGACAAUCACCUGUCUCCCAGCCGGUGGAAGUGGGCCAGGAAAGCUCUGUCAGAAACCAGCUCCAACAAGUCUUACGAGAACAAGUACCAGGAGGUUAGCCAAAAAGACUCCCACGAGCAGCUGAACAACACGUCCACCUCCAGCCCUCAGCAUCUGAGUGCGCAGAAGCUGGAGAUGCUGUACAACGAGAUCACCAAGACCCAGCCUCACUGUCACCCCAACGCCGAUGGCCAGGAGCAGCCCGAGCGGCCCUCAGCCUACGAAGAGGAGAUCGAGAUGGAGGAGGUGGUGUGCCCGCAGGAGCAGCUGGCCGUGGCGCAGACCGAGGUCAUCAUGGACAUGAAGAGCACCUCCAGCAUCGACAGCUUCACCAGCUGUGCCACCGACUUCACCGAGACCGACAGGUCGCCCCUGCCACCGCCCUCCGCUUCUCACCUGCAGAUGAAGUUCCCGCCCGACUUCCCAGGCACCGAGGAGCCCCAAAGAGCCAGGGGCCCCCCUUUCCUAACACUCGCCAGAGAGAAAGGCCCUGCGGCCCGGGAUGCCUCCCUAGAAUAUGUCCCGGUCAAUAUCACUGGGCACCCCGAUGCCAGCGGUUCCCAAAGCGGGCUCCAUGGCCCCGGGCCAUCUGACAGUGCCCCCGAGAGCCCGAGGAGCUCUCUGAGGGGCAGCCACCCCAUGAAAUCCAGGUCGUUCAAGGUGAAUUUCAAGGAGAACAGAGGCAGUGCCCCGCAGACCCCACCCAGCACAGCCAGGCCUCUGCCGGUCACGGUGGCUGACUUUCCCAUCACCACCCCACAGCUCAUCAGCACCAUCCUCUUAGAAGAAACCCCCCCACAGGGAGACAGGCCCCUGCUGGGGACUGAGGUCUCCGCACAUUGUCAGGGACCCGCCCGAGGGCCGAGCCCCCGGGUUCCCAAGCAGAAACUCUUUCCUUUCCCAUCGAGAGAGAGGAGGAGCUUCACAGAGGUGGACACUGGGGAAGACGAUGACUUCCUAGAGCUGCAAGGGCCCCGGCAGGACGCGCAGGCCGGCUCCAGCCCUAACUGCUUUGCCGAUAAGCCGAGCGACGGGAGAGACCCUUUAAGGGAAGAGGCCUGUGCGGGCUCUUCCUCCCCCCAGGACACAGGUCACAACUGUCGGCAAGACAUUUACCACGCUGUGGCCGACGUUAAAAAGGACAGUAGUCAAGAAGGGUGCAAAAUGGAAAACCACUUGUUCUCCCCAGAAACACAUUCCAACCCAGGAGACACAGGUUACUGUCCCACACGUGAGACCAGCAUGUGA
This is a messenger RNA of Myotis lucifugus (little brown bat), 2736 nucleotides long. RefSeq names its product potassium voltage-gated channel subfamily B member 2 (gene KCNB2). Gene Ontology annotation, molecular function: protein binding; delayed rectifier potassium channel activity. Gene Ontology annotation, cellular component: membrane; voltage-gated potassium channel complex. The record is from RefSeq and is a predicted model, not a curated record. The transcript is spliced from 2 exons. The coding region runs from base 1 to 2736 and encodes 911 amino acids. Gene Ontology annotation, biological process: potassium ion transmembrane transport; protein homooligomerization. NCBI's taxonomy places the organism in Eukaryota, Metazoa, Chordata, Mammalia, Chiroptera, Vespertilionidae.